Molecule: messenger RNA, 648 nt
Organism: Pecten maximus
Lineage: Eukaryota; Metazoa; Mollusca; Bivalvia; Pectinida; Pectinidae
Exons: 4
Coding region: 1-648 (215 amino acids)
Source: RefSeq, a predicted model, not a curated record
AUGGAUGAUCCAAGACCUGAGAGGUUCAGAGGCAAUAAUGGAUACAACUCAUUUGUAAGGAGCCAAGUGAUCAACUAUUGUGCAGUAUCAUCCAAGGACCUUGCAUUUAGAUAUCUUAUGCCGAAGGCAAAUAUACAAGUGGCAGCAAGAGACCAUGACUACACUACACUACCAAUGACAGAACAUUGGGUUGAUACCGGAACUAAGGUGUCAUCUAUGGAAGAAGUCCUGGAGAUUGAAGAAACUACAAAGAAGCAAAGUGUGUGCAAGAAAUGGCACCAGGAGAGAAGAUGGCGUUUGACAUCCUCCAGAUUUGGCGAGAUUUGUAAGGCAACAGACCGUAGAAAUAAGGAAAAACUGUGCCAGUCUAUCUUCAGGCCUGCCAGACUCACUUCACCAGCCAUCAUCCAUGGACAAACUUUUGAGAGGGCUGCUAUUAAAAAAUUUGAAGAAAUUAAUGGUAUAACAGUCAACUUGUGUGGUUUGAGAGUGGACAUUGAUAACAACUUCCUUGCUGCCUCACCAGAUGGCAUAACAAGUCAGGGUGACAUUGUAGAGAUCAAGUGUCCAUAUAAAGGUAGUAUGCUGCCAAAAUUAGAGUUAUUUUACCAGAAAUACUACAGAAAAUUCGUUGCAGGGAAAAUGUAG